AUGGACCCUUAUCAGUUAACGGCAACCCAAGCUCUUACUAAACUCAAAGAUGGUUCAUUAACAGUCGAAGAAUAUGCUCGCUCGCUACUCGAGCGGAUUGAAAAGAGGGACGACGACGUUCAGGCCUGGGCAUAUCUAAACCCUGAAUAUGUCAUCCAACAAGCAAAGCAACUCGACUCCUUACCACCGGAAGAGCGAGGUCCUUUACAUGGAGUGGCCGUUGCAGUCAAGGAUAUCAUGUAUACCAAAGACAUGCCAACUCAGCACAAUUCUCCAAUAUACGAAGGAGAUGACCCAAAGCUCGAUGCCGCGUCUAUCAUUACAUUACGCCAUGCCGGCGCAUUGAUUCUUGGCAAAUCAACUACGACGGAAUUCGCGUCAAUUACAACUGGUCCGAAAACAAGGAACCCUCAUGACACGACACGCACCCCUGGUGGCUCAUCUUCUGGAUCUGCAGCUGCUGUGGGAGACUUUCAGGCACCUAUCGGGUUGGGAACGCAGACUGGAGGAAGCACAAUUCGCCCAGGUUCAUUCAACGGUAUCUAUGCUUUCAAACCCACAUGGAACUCUAUCAGUCGGGAGGGUCUGAAGGUGUACUCUCUUAUCCUCGACACGAUCGGGUUUUUCUCUCGAAGUGUUGAUGACCUUCAAUUGCUUGCCGAUGUCUUCGAGCUCGAGGAUGAUGUGCCUCCGCACAAUGACUUCUCUAUUAAGGGGUCAAAAUUCGCUGUUCUGAAGACGAUGGUAUGGCCACAAGCGGGUCCCGGUACCGUUGCUGCAUUAGAUGCUGGGGCAAAACUGUUGAGAGACCAUGGGGCAGACGUUGAAGAGAUUGAAUUGCCUCCUGAGUUUGAAAAGUUGCCGGAAUGGCAUGGCAUAGUGCUACGCAGCGACGGGCGACCAACCUUUUUACCCGAGUACCGCGUUUCCAAGGACAAGCUAGCGGGCGUGUUAGUUGGCCACGUUGAAAAUGAGUACCAGAUAUCGCGGGCCGCUCAGCUCGAGGCAUUUGACGGCAUCGCUUCUCUAAGACCUAAGAUUGAUGAGAUCGCCGGCAAGUACGCUGCCAUUCUUACACCAAGCGUGGUAGAUGAAGCCCCUGUAGGUAGGGAAACCACCGGAAGUCCAGCAUUCAAUGCCAUUUGGACGGCCCUUCAUACACCUGUCACGAACAUUCCGGGCUUCAAGGGGGAGAACGGGUUGCCAGUGGGCUUAUCGUUAAUUGCACCGAGAUAUCAUGAUAGACACCUUCUUGAAGUCUCUAAAGUUGUAGGGGAGAUAUUUGAAGCUGAAGGCGGAUGGACACGGCAAGUAUACCAAUGA
This is a messenger RNA of Annulohypoxylon maeteangense, 1323 nucleotides long. RefSeq names its product glutamyl-tRNA amidotransferase subunit A. The transcript has 4 exons. Bases 1 to 1323 code for a protein of 440 amino acids. The record is from RefSeq and is a predicted model, not a curated record. Gene Ontology annotation, molecular function: catalytic activity. Lineage: Eukaryota; Fungi; Ascomycota; Sordariomycetes; Xylariales; Hypoxylaceae.